CGUGGACGUGGCAGUCGCUCUUUUCCUUCUGACAUCAAAUUCGACCUAGAAAAAUUCCUCUUGCAGUUGAAUCGAAUACAAUAGCCGAACGCCAAAGUCGUUUCGGACCUAUCUUAGUAUGCUGCCUGUGCAUCGUCUUAGUAGUAUGCCUAAUGACUACAACGAUGACAAGUAUCGUAAGCACGGUCGACAUUGGAGUAUAAAAAUGUUCCUGUCAGGUUUAUGGACUCGCCGGAGAUCUGGCGUGUUAAUUUGCUUGUUUUUAAGCUUCUUGGCGAUUUAUACAUUACUAGUGCACGAUCGACCAUUAAGCGAUGAAGUAUUGGACACAAAAGCAGUGACAGACGAAUACCAAGCGCCUCCGCCUCUUGCGCCGCCCAUAGACGACAACCGGCCUAACGAGAUCGUGAUUCAAGACGGAAGCAGUACUAGCGAUGACCGUUCUGGGAACAACGAUAGCAACAGAGACGAAAACAUUAGCGAGGGCAAAGAUGACACUAGCGACACAUCAUUUUUGUUCACACAGAUACCACCGCCCAAACAACUGAAACCAGCGGACGACAAAGAAACAGCGUAUCGACAAGAACAGGUCGUAGAAGCAUACCGUCAUGCUUGGAAAGGAUAUGUACAAGAUGCAUUUGGUAUGGAUGAAUAUGAACCAUUAACACACCAAGGUCGCGACUGGGCGCCUGGAGGCCUUGGCUUGAUGAUUGUGGAUGCAUUGGAUACGAUGCUACUGAUGAACUUGACGGAGGAAUAUACAAUGGCGCGAGAAUGGGUGGCAACCAAGCUGGAUUUCGACAAGGAUCAGAAUGUGAAUGUAUUUGAGACGACGAUCCGGGUGCUAGGCGGACUCCUGUCGGCGUAUCAUCUGUCAGGCAAUGACCCGGUUUAUUUGGAUAAGGCAACGGAUCUGGGUAAUCGGCUGCUUGGUGCGUUUCAGACGGAAUCAGGAAUUCCGUAUGCCAGUGUCGUGUUGUCGACGGGAUUGCCGUUCACGUUUCAUGUCCCGAGCAGCACGGCCGAGGUCGCUACGAUUCAGCUAGAAUUCAAAUAUCUCAGCCAUCUGACGGGUGAUCCUAAAUAUUGGACUGCAGCCGAACGGGUCAUGGUCAAGCUGAAGCAAUUGGUGGACCAAGGACAUACCGUGGAUGGUCUUGUCCCCAUCUUGAUCCAUCCACAGACUGGCAUGUUCAACACAAGAGAGAUCCGUCUUGGUUCACGCGGUGAUAGUUAUUAUGAAUACCUAAUCAAGCAAUAUCUGCAAACAGAAAAGACGGAGCCAAUAUAUUUGGACAUGUAUCGACAGACGGUGCAUGCCAUCCAGAAGCAUCUGAUGAGCAGGAGCCACCCGAACAAUCUACUCUACAUUGGCGAGCUAUUGAAUGGAGUGCCUGGCACCGUUCAUCCGAAAAUGGACCAUCUCGUCUGCUUUAUCGGUGGUUCAUUUGCGCUAGGUGCUACACAAGGUCUGACAUUGGCGCAGGCACCAUUGAUGACAGACGAAGAUCGAGACGAUCUCCAAAUGGGCAAGGAAAUCACGCGGACGUGUUGGGAAAUGUACAGCUCGACAGCCACGGGUCUGGCAAGCGAGAUUGUUUACUUUAACACGAACAGCAAUAAUCAGGGGGGUAACGGCAACGAUAUCUUUAUCCAGCCGCGCGACCGACACAACUUACUGCGACCAGAGACUGUGGAAAGUUUGUUUAUCUUGUGGAGAAUUACGGGAGAUCCUAUUUAUAGGGAAUGGGGUUGGCAAAUUUUCGAAUCGUUUGAAAAAUAUACCAAGCUGCCGAAUGGUGGCUACGCCGCGUUGAAAGACGUUACCCAGAUACCGCCACCACAAGACGAUCGCAUGGAUACUUUCUUUUUGGCCGAAACACUGAAAUACCUUUAUCUACUGUUUUCACCGGAUGAUUUCAUCCCAUUAGAUAAAUACGUGUUCAAUAGCGAGGCCCAUCCAUUGCCUAUGUUUCAACCUGGCAACAAUCGAUAGUGACAGCAGUGUAGUUUCUAAUAAAUGCUCCUUUUCCCAUUUUUCCACAGUGUCACUGUCAUUGUUGUCUAGCAAUAAGUGAGAAAUUCUUGAGAAAUGGUGGCGAAUGGUUGGUGGUGGCUGGAAAUAGAGACCAGAGAGCAGCACAGCGUGACCACGCUCUAUCAAUUUUGAAUUCCUGCUAGCGAGUUUGUUCCUGGC
Messenger RNA from Zychaea mexicana, 2197 nucleotides. Its product is annotated as glycoside hydrolase. Gene Ontology annotation, molecular function: mannosyl-oligosaccharide 1,2-alpha-mannosidase activity; calcium ion binding. The record is from RefSeq and is a predicted model, not a curated record. The transcript is spliced from 6 exons. Gene Ontology annotation, biological process: N-glycan processing; carbohydrate metabolic process. Gene Ontology annotation, cellular component: endoplasmic reticulum; membrane. Lineage: Eukaryota; Fungi; Mucoromycota; Mucoromycetes; Mucorales; Lichtheimiaceae. Bases 119 to 1996 code for a protein of 625 amino acids.